AUGGCUUCCGCGCGUCAAUCCUCUCGACGGCUUCUGGGCUCUCUAAGUCCUCGUCGCCCAUAUUCAUCGCAAGCUCCUCCCGGCGCACGGCUCAACCUCCCCAUCGACUACAAGGCGACUCCCCUUCUGCAUCACUCGGCGGCUACACUCUCGAAUAACUCAGAAUUACCGAAAAAUGCGUCGACGAAACGAUUGAAUCUAUAUCAGUCUAUCAACUCUGCUCUCCGGACGGCCCUUUCCGCCGACGAAAGGGUACUGCUGUUUGGCGAAGAUGUCGCAUUUGGUGGCGUCUUUCGAUGCUCCGUGGAUCUGCAGACGGAAUUUGGGUCUGAGAGAGUGUUCAACACUCCGUUGACUGAGCAGGGUAUUGUGGGAUUCGGUAUUGGUGCGGCUGCAGAAGGGUUCAAGCCCGUAGCGGAAAUUCAGUUUGCGGAUUAUGUCUUUCCGGCUUUUGACCAGCUUGUCAAUGAGGCUGCGAAGUUUCGCUUCAGAGAAGGUGCCACAGGUGGAAAUAUUGGCGGUUUGGUUGUCAGAAUGCCCUGCGGAGCCGUCGGGCACGGUGCUCUAUACCACUCUCAGUCACCAGAGUCUUUAUUCACUCAUGUCCCCGGUCUGCGGGUUGUCAUGCCACGAUCGCCCACACAAGCCAAAGGUCUCUUAUUAAACGCUAUCCUCAACUGCAAUGACCCGGUCAUUUUUAUGGAACCGAAGAUUCUCUAUCGCGCUGCAGUUGAGUACGUGCCAACAGAAUCGUACUAUCUGCCAUUGGACAAGGCGGAUAUUCUCAAACCUGGAAAGGACCUCACAGUCGUUUCGUACGGCCAACCGCUGUAUCUCUGUUCUGAGGCUAUUGCCAAAGCCGAAAAGGAUUUUGGUGCAAGCAUUGAGCUUAUUGAUCUGCGAGCAAUCUACCCGUGGGACCGUGAAACCGUGCUCGAAAGUGUCCGCAAGACCGGCAGGGCGAUAGUUGUCCACGAGAGUAUGAUGAACUCUGGUGUCGGGGCUGAGGUUGCUGCUACAAUCCAAGAGGGAGCAUUCUUGAGACUGGAAGCUCCUGUGAAGAGAGUUACCGGCUGGGGCACACACUGCGGUUUGAUCUUCGAGAGGUUUAACUUGCCAGAUAUUACAAGAAUAUAUGAUGCUAUCAAGCAGACGCUUCAUUACUAA
Messenger RNA from Uncinocarpus reesii 1704, 1167 nucleotides. Its product is annotated as 2-oxoisovalerate dehydrogenase beta subunit. Gene Ontology annotation, molecular function: catalytic activity. The record is from RefSeq and is a predicted model, not a curated record. The coding region runs from base 1 to 1167 and encodes 388 amino acids. The transcript is spliced from 3 exons. Gene Ontology annotation, biological process: branched-chain amino acid catabolic process; response to nutrient. Lineage: Eukaryota; Fungi; Ascomycota; Eurotiomycetes; Onygenales; Onygenaceae.